Messenger RNA from Periconia digitata, 375 nucleotides. NCBI's taxonomy places the organism in Eukaryota, Fungi, Ascomycota, Dothideomycetes, Pleosporales, Periconiaceae. The record is from the annotation of a GenBank genome assembly.
UCCUUUACCAACACCCCAUCCUAUCGCACCCCGGUCACGUAUCACAAAUUCGUAAAAGAGCUGCAGCAAGCAUACACUCUGAAACGAAUGGCUUAUCUUAAGAGCGUUAUUAUAAUGCUUUUAAGUUAUGCGUAUUCACGGUCGUGGCUCCACAACCACGCCAUUGAAGCCGGUGGUCCUGGCAAUCCUCAUUCCCAUAUCUUCUUCCUCGACACGAUAGCUUACUGGCUACAUUCUACCGCUUUCUCUAUUCGUGACAACUUGAGUUCAAUGAGGUCUUGGAAGCUCACCGCCUCUACGUCAGCUUCCAAAUAUCUAAGAUCGAAGGGUAAUCCUGUGACAGUGGCUUAUCUCUCGGACAUCAACCCAUUCUAG